UAAAUAAAUCUUAUACAAGAAAACACAGCCAGAGAUGCUGGGGUUUUUCAAAUCAAAAUCAAAAUCAGUAACGAUUCCUGAUCGGCCUGUUCCACCUUCAUUUGAACAAAUAAAAGAAGACGUGGACACGGCUCCUGACAGUGACAUUAUGUUUUGUACACGUUCACGUUCAGGUAGUGAUUCAUCAGAGGAGUAUUUUGAUGCCCUUUCUGAGUUUGACACUUCUGGGGAUGAGGACAUGGAGGCGGAACAGGAACAUGUAUACGAUCAGGCUGUAGAACUGUUACAGGUGCACCAAAGACUUACUACUGCACCCCAGACUCUGGAGGCAGAGUUAGACAAACUGAGGACUCUGGGACAGGAAGUGUCUGAAGCCGUGGAGGAAAUCAGACAGAUGUCAAAACCUGUCCCUCAUCAAUCAGAAGAUUCCAGCAUCUCAGGUCAACAGAAAAAGACAAAAAUUAAAUCAUAAGCUUCUGUAUGUUAAAUGAUACAAAAAACAAUUGUAUGUGAGAUAAGUAUAUGAUUUGUUAAAAGAUUCCAAUGUUCACAUUAUACACAAUUAUAUACAAUAUGGUAGAUGGUU
Saccostrea echinata is the source of this 586-nucleotide messenger RNA. Its product is annotated as UPF0449 protein C19orf25 homolog. Lineage: Eukaryota; Metazoa; Mollusca; Bivalvia; Ostreida; Ostreidae. The record is from RefSeq and is a predicted model, not a curated record. The transcript is spliced from 2 exons. The coding region runs from base 35 to 472 and encodes 145 amino acids.